This is a messenger RNA of Urocitellus parryii (Arctic ground squirrel), 4274 nucleotides long. Its product is annotated as protein DDI1 homolog 2. Lineage: Eukaryota; Metazoa; Chordata; Mammalia; Rodentia; Sciuridae. Gene Ontology annotation, molecular function: protein binding; aspartic-type endopeptidase activity. The record is from RefSeq and is a predicted model, not a curated record. Gene Ontology annotation, biological process: proteolysis.
GAGGCAGGCCGGCAGGCAGACGGACUCGCAGGCGGGUGGCGGCGGCCGUGCUCGCUAGUGAGGGCGGGAGGGAGUGAGUCACUGAGCGUGUGUGAGGGAGGGAAGGAGCGAGCGAGCGAGCGAGCAGCCCGCGCCGUCCGCCCGCAGCACCAGCCAGGCCCCGCCGCCGCCCCGCGCCCAGGCCGGGCCGAGCCGAACCGAGCUGGGUCGGGCCCGGGCCAUGCUGCUCACGGUGUACUGUGUGCGGAGGGACCUCUCCGAGGUGACCUUUUCCCUCCAGGUCGACGCCGACUUCGAGCUGCACAACUUCCGCGCGCUGUGCGAGCUCGAGUCCGGCAUCCCCGCCGCCGAGAGCCAGAUCGUCUAUGCUGAAAGGCCUCUCACAGACAACCACAGAUCAUUGGCGUCUUACGGCUUGAAAGAUGGGGACGUUGUGAUUUUACGACAGAAGGAGAAUGCAGACCCUCGGCCUUCAGUGCAGUUCCCAACAGACCUACCCCGGAUAGACUUCAGUAGUAUAGCUGUGCCUGGCACAUCGAGCCCCCGGCAGCGCCUGCCCCAAGGAGCACAGCAGCCCCACUCAUCUCCUGGAGAAACGACAUCCUCUCCUCAGGGCUUGGACAACCCUGCCCUGCUACGAGACAUGCUGCUGGCCAACCCACACGAGUUGUCCUUGCUGAAGGAGCGCAACCCGCCCCUGGCGGAGGCGCUGCUCAGUGGAGAUCUUGACAAAUUUUCCAGGGUUCUAGUAGAGCAGCAGCAAGACCGAGCCCGGAGAGAACAAGAAAGAAUUCGUCUCUUUUCUGCUGACCCCUUUGAUCUUGAAGCUCAGGCAAAGAUAGAAGAAGAUAUAAGGCAACAGAACAUUGAGGAGAACAUGACCAUAGCCAUGGAAGAGGCUCCGGAGAGCUUUGGCCAAGUAGUGAUGCUCUAUAUCAACUGCAAGGUGAACGGACACCCUGUGAAAGCCUUUGUUGACUCAGGUGCCCAGAUGACCAUAAUGAGCCAGGCUUGUGCGGAGAGGUGUAAUAUAAUGAGGCUGGUGGACCGUCGGUGGGCAGGGAUUGCCAAAGGAGUGGGCACCCAGAAAAUUAUUGGAAGGGUACAUCUAGCUCAGGUUCAAAUUGAAGGUGAUUUCCUGGCAUGUUCUUUCUCUAUACUUGAGGAGCAGCCCAUGGACAUGCUUCUGGGACUAGACAUGCUUAAACGGCAUCAGUGUUCCAUUGACCUCAAGAAAAAUGUACUGGUGAUCGGCACCACAGGCUCACAGACCACCUUCCUUCCUGAGGGAGAGCUACCAGAGUGUGCCCGGUUGGCAUAUGGGGCUGGGCGAGAGGAUGUGCGGCCAGAGGAGAUUGCAGACCAGGAAUUAGCAGAAGCCAUUCAAAAAUCAGCAGAGGAUGCAGAGAAAAGUGGUAAAGAAUCUACCUCACUGGGAAUGUCAUCCUUACCAACUUCAGAUGGAUUGAACCAUCCAGCCCCUUCUUCAGGACGGAGUCCUGAGAUUGGCAAUCCUACGAGUCUUGCUCGCUCUGUCUCUGCUUCGGUCUGCCCUACCAAGCCCAGUGACCCAGAUAGCAUCGAACCUAAAGCUGUGAAGGCUUUGAAAGCUUCAGCUGAAUUCCAGAUAAACUCCCAAAAAAGAGAACAUCUUCCUCUGCAAGAUUUUUCUGGUCCUGCUUCCUCUACAGACCAGUGUCCAGCUAUGCCUUUGCAUAAUUCAUCAGAAGAAGCAGUUGUUACAGAUAAUCUGGAGAAAUCUGCUGAAAGAAGCACCCAGGGCCUCAAAUGUUGUCUCCACACAAGACAGGAAGCUAGUUUAUGUGUCACAGCUACAAGGAUGCAUGAGUCACAGGUGGCUGUAGGUGAAAAGAGUCAGCCUCCAGAAAAUCAGAACCUGAGUCAAGUAAGUGGCUUUCAGCCUCACGAAGAACCAGAGAACGAACCACAUGAAGCUGUACAGCAUGAUGCUCCACGUGACCAAGAACAUCUUUGUGACAUGAGGGACCUUCAUGAACUUCCCGAAGAGAGGCAGCAGGACCAACAAGAAAUAUCUUUGGAAACUACAAUGAAAGGAGAUGGGCUACAGCAGAGUGUGGAUCUUCAAAGUACAAAAGAAAGUUUCCUACUUUCAGGACGCUUUGGCUGCACGGAUUCAGAAACGCUUAUGGAAAUAGAUGUAGUCGAACAGUCCCUAGUUGCUGUACUUAACUCAGCAGGCAGCCCCGAGAGCAUUGGUGCAUGUGACCUCCCUUCAGGUAACCCCCUGAUGGAAGUAGAAACAUCAAAAUGUAACCCCUUGCUGGGAAGUCUCAAUAGUUCUGUUUCCACUCAGGAUUUACAGCCCCCAGAAAGCAGUGCUGAAAGGUCUGGGACAAACAACGAAUGUAGCAGCUACCCCCACUCUCUGAGUCUCUGUGGCAGUUGCGAGCCCUCUGUGGAGUCAGCAGAAGAGUCUUGUUCAUCUGUAACAGCAGCCUUGAAAGAGCUUCAUGAACUUUUAGUCAUUAGUAAUAAGCCAGCUUCUGAGAGUGUGUCUGAAGAAGUUGUCUGUCAAUCAGAAAAAGGAGCCAAGAGCCAAACAGGUAUUAAGGGCUUUUCAGAAAGAUGGACCCAAAAUGAGCAUCUGAGCCACAGUGAACAGUGUUCACAAGUCUCCUUUUAUCAGGCCAGGUCUGUAUCAGCCAAGAUGGAAAACUUGGGCACUGUCCCUGGAACUGGAAUAGAAGGUGUAGGAAAUACUAACUUCAGGGGUCCAGGUGAUAGCCUGUUGGCUGACAAGGAAAGUGUCCCCAAAUCUAAGGAGUCAGGAAGUGAGAGCAGCUGUGUCACUGUACCCUCAGCUGAAUCAUCUAAUCAGUUACACUGUACUUUAGGUGCAGAAAUUUCAUCCAAACUUGUAGCAGGAGAGGAGGAUGCACUCAGUCAGACUUCUGAGCAAACUUCGCCAUCCAGUUUCAUUUUGGUUAAAGACUUGGGUCAGGGCAGACAGAAUCCAAUAACAGCCAGACCUGAAACCAGAGAAAAUGUCUGCCCUGAAGCUGCAAGGCCAUUUCUCGAAAUAGAGCCACUUACCAGCCAUCCAUCAAGUCCCUCCAUUCUUCCACCAUUAGUCUUUCCUGCCACAGAUAUUGACCGGAUUCUCCGCGCGGGCUUUACUCUGCAGGAAGCUCUCGGGGCUCUGCAUCGAGUCGGUGGAAAUGCAGACCUUGCACUUCUUGUUUUGCUAGCAAAGAACAUUGUAGUUCCUACGUAACUAUGGGAAGGUGGGCUAGCCCGUACUCCAUUCCCUUAACCGAAGCUCCCGACACACACACACCAUACACACACACGCAGUACAUGUAGAGACCUGCAAGCAGAAUGUUGAGCCAGAUUUUUUUUUUUAAGAUUUUUUUCGGCCAAAGUAAUUUAUGAUCUCUUGUCUGAUGAAUUUGUCUAUAUUACUUGUUAAAAUUUGGGCCUUUUUAAAUGUAUUGGCAGAAUGUGCAUACAAAAGCUUUUUAUUCUCUGAAGAUGAUGUAUUCUGGAAUAAAAUGGAGGUUUUGUGUAUAGCAUACCAUUUUAGAAUGAGAGUGAAUGCUUUGAAAAGCAGAAGCCAUGAGAACUCCCACCACCCAGGCAACAGAGACUGCCCGGCUUCAUGCCGCGGCCGUGCUGUAGGCAGGGAUGGCUUGUUGACUCAGUCGUCAGUGUAGAAACUUGACCACACAGUUUGGUGUUUGGAAUCAUACCCAUUGUCUAUGUGUCAUGAUUAACCAAUUAUAAUAGGAAACAAAUAAUUCAGUUAAUAUUUCCUAGAGCAGUAUGUUUUUAUUUGUGUACUCAGGCUUUGACAUUUUAAUAGGGUGAGCAGAAGGGUUUGAAGCUCAGGCUGCUUUGAGCAUCACAGGCUGCUGCGUGAGUUGAUUGCCAGGUAUCUUACCACAUUGGAUGGGGUAUGGUGGAGGGAUUAAUGUUAGUGUGAAACACGGUGCUACCCAGAUUUAAAAAGGGAAGGAAGAAAGACCCAAUUGUAGCUCCCUUUGUAAAUGUCAAGGACUGAGUGAAUAGGUAAACACUGGAACUUACUAGAGAUUGGGUUUUGAGCAUCUCACUGACAUCUCAGCCCUUAAUGACUGAGGAAGAAGGCAAAUUCCACCAACAAGUUGAAUGCCAGCAGCCUACUUCAUUUCUAACCUGUCUUCUAGGAAGUUUAAGAGUUCGCUUUGGACUGUGAUCUGAGCAUAACACUGAAGAGUGAUAGGUACCUUGUCUCUGGUUCAUCUUGGUGUUUA